GCCCGCGGGCCCUUUAAGGCGCAGCCUGGGCGCGGCCCAGGUAAGGGGCGGGUAGGCGGGCGGAGGACCGCUGCGCGCCGGCGCGGCCGGGGAGCCGGAUUUGGAGCUGGGCGCCGGCGGGGGCGGAGGAGGCGGCGCGGCCGACCUCGGUGGCCUGGACGCUCCUCCUAACGAGCGCCGCCGCCGCCUCCGCCUGCGCCUGGAACUCCCGCGCGCUGCCCGGGCCCCGCCGCCUCGCGAGGCCGCUCACCUGGGACGCGCUCCCCGCUUCCCGGCACCUGGCCAGGAUGAAAGACCGGCUGGAGCAGCUGAAGGCCAAGCAGCUGACGCAGGAUGACGAUGCUGACGAGGUGGAGAUCGCUAUUGACAACACAGCAUUUAUGGAUGAGUUCUUCUCUGAGAUUGAGGAAACUCGACUAAACAUCGACAAGAUCUCAGAGCAUGUGGAGGAUGCUAAGAAACUCUACAGCAUCAUUCUCUCUGCACCGAUUCCAGAGCCAAAAACCAAAGAGGACCUUGAAAAGCUCACAACUGAGAUCAAGAAGAGAGCCAGCAAUGUUCGGAAUAAGCUGAAGAGCAUGGAGAGGCAUAUCGAAGAAGAUGAAGUCCGGUCAUCAGCAGACCUUCGGAUUAGAAAAUCCCAGCACUCUGUCCUCUCCCGGAAGUUUGUGGAGGUGAUGACCAAAUACAACGAGGCUCAAGUGGACUUCCGUGAACGCAGCAAAGGGCGAAUCCAGCGGCAACUUGAAAUUACUGGCAAGAAGACAACAGAUGAGGAGCUGGAAGAGAUGCUGGAGAGUGGUAACCCUGCCAUCUUCACUUCUGGGAUCAUCGACUCCCAGAUUUCCAAGCAAGCCCUUAGUGAGAUCGAGGGACGGCACAAGGACAUUGUACGGCUGGAGAGCAGCAUCAAAGAGCUCCAUGACAUGUUUAUGGACAUUGCCAUGCUGGUGGAGAAUCAGGGUGAGAUGUUAGAUAACAUAGAAUUAAAUGUCAUGCACACAGUGGACCAUGUGGAGAAGGCACGAGAUGAAACCAAAAAAGCCGUGAAGUAUCAGAGUCAGGCUCGGAAGAAAUUGAUAAUUAUCAUUGUGGUAGUGGUUGUGUUGCUGGGCAUUUUAGCAUUGAUUAUUGGACUGUCCGUUGGGCUGCGAUAACAGCAGCCCAGGGGCUGCUGCACUGAAAUAAUUUAGAUGACUGAGGGAACAGAUAGAAACCUUUUUGAGACCCGAUACAGACGUCCAUGUUCACACCUAAAGCUGACCCUUCAUUUUACUUCUGCCCCAGCCCUGUAUGCCAUUGUAACUCUCCAUUCCAUUUGAGGAGGACCUGAAGAUUAGAUUAUGAAACCAUAAACAUUUUAGCUUCAUCUGGAGCUAAGCAGCCAUGUGGUGGUCCAGCUCUCAUGGAUAUUUAAUGUUGGUUCUUUUUCUCCCCUUCUUUUUUCUGAUACUAGUCUACUCCUUGAUGACUUUUGCUUAUAAAAUUUUAGUUUCAUGCUGAAUCUUAAUUAUCUCAUUGUAAAGUAUGCUUAAAAAAAAAGUAAUAGUGUUAUCUUUACAUAUACUUGGAUGAAAGAUGCCUUGUAAAUUCAUGGUGUCCCUUAAUCUUCAUUCCCAAUUCCAAGAAUUCAGAAUGUAAAAGAAUAAUUUUUGUGGAGUUAACUCUUCAAAGAUGAUUAAUUAGUUGACUAAGAAGACUGCUACAACAUUAAAUUGCUGAGAAGUGGCUUAAUUCACUUUAUUCCAUAUUCCCUAAUACAGGCAAGAUUGUUACUUAGGUCCGGGCUAACCCUCUCCCAUGUCAACCCGUGAGGGAGGGUCAUCUGUGUUUACCCUCUCCAGUUGCAUGCCAGCUACAGUGCUAAGACACCACCCAUGACCCUAAUUUAUAGAUGUGGAAGCUCCUUGAAGGCCCUGAGGACAGCUGGACAAGCUACCAUGGCUUCUAAGAUGGAGCAUCUGUGAUACCACCUCUGAACAUUCCCAUAGCCUUUUUAUUGUGCUUGUCUGCUUCUUGAGAAGCAGGGAGGGUUCCUGGAGAAGAUUUGAAUAUUAGAGUGCUCAUGUGCUAGGCAAAGUGUUUUCACCUAGUGAUUGUGCGUCCCCCCACCCAUACUUCCACAGGUGACAGUUUGUGUCAAUAAACGGCCUAGAUAUUUUUUUGUCCUACUUCAAAAAACUUAGGACAUUUUUAGAAUUAGCAUACAAAGUAAUGGGUUUCAUUAUGGAAUUUUUAUACUUUUGUUGAUCUUCCUAGCCCCCUUCUGGGGAUCCCCUCCCCCCAGUAGCCCUCUAUUCCCUUUCAUGUCACAUGUAUUUUGUUUUGCACCCCCCCCAUGGUCCCCUUUGCCUAGAGGUUUUUGUUAGUUCUCUAACAAUAGGAUCUUUAUUUUGCUCAGCCAGUCUUGGGUUUAUCUCCAGGCCAUUUCAAGUUUAGUGCUGACUUCUACAUUUUUUAUGUGGUUAUUUCUGAGCUUUGUGCUCCACCUUGUGACUAAUUCCACCUGUUGCUCCUGACCAGCGUCCUGUGUACUGAUCAGCUCCCCCUUUCCCUGCCUCUCUUAGAACCUGAUUUCACUCCAGCCUGGCCUCCCUACUCUUCUCUCCAGAUGGAAAUGGAGUCUGAGUGGCCUUCCUAAGAAUGAGGGGGACCUGUUCCUUUGUUUCCUUGUAACCAUCCUGGGACCUGACUCAGCAAACAAUUUACCUUUGGAGGAGUCUAAGCUACCUGAUGCAACCCUGACUUUUCUUCAAAACCACCUCCUGCCCUAGCAGCUGAAGUACCUUCCCUCCUGGACAGAACCAGACCAGCUGUUUCUAUCCUCUGGUGUGUCAAAUUAUGCCUUGCACCUUGGAAAGCUGACAUGAGAGCAGCCCGAGGUGCUGUAUUUCUACCUCAUGGAGUAGUCUCCCAGAAAUUGCAAUGUACUUUCUAGGGGAGUCACUUUAACAAAGGAGAGGGACUCUUCUAAGUUUGGCAAUAGGGCUUGGAUCAGAGUCCUCUACCUGGCAGGUUGCCUGUCCCGAUACAUGGAGGAUUGGCAGAUGCUAUAUUGGUCUCAAAAGCUGGCUCAUUUGAAAUCCAACCUUUAAUUAAGCUCUAAGUAAGUUCAGCUUGCAGGCCAAUUUGAUUGUUUGGAUUCUCUUUACUCAAUGAGAACUCAGGAUGAUACUCCUUUGAGGUGAUCAUCUGAAGACUGACUGUGGAAUAUUUGUUUCCAUGUCUGAAUCUUGGAAACUGGCUGUUCACUGUUAGAGAAUCACUGUUUGUGAAGCCAUUACCUUGAGGCCAAACAUAACCAGGGAUUUACAACUAGGCCUGGGACGAGGUGCUACAGUCUCAGCCCUAGAACUGUCUUAUGAGACCAAGGAGUCAAGUGUUCCAGAUACAAUUUUGUAACUGUGUAUGUGAGCUAUAUGUACAUAUUCAUGUCUGCCUCUCAGGAAGUAGGAGACUAGAAGCAAAAGAUACCAUUACUUAAAAAAAAAGGUGACAGAUGUAACAGAGCUAGGCUGAAAAUGAGGUGAGGGAUAUGUGCGCCCCUGCAAAUGAAUCUGUAGAAAUGUGAUCUUCCCUUGUUGUCAAGAAGCUUGUUUUCUGAAUGACUCCUGGGGGGAAUCAAACCGGGGUAAGGGCUGUUGGUUCCUGUUGAACUUUUCUGCAUAGCAGAUAGGUUUAAUAUUUUAAUACCCCUGCCUACAAGAACACCUCCAAACUAGCUGAUGUCCAUUCUCUGCUGGGAGACAGGAGAUACAACAGAACAGCUCUUGUGCUACCUGGUUAUUGAGCUUGAAAGGUUCUGUCUUCCCUAAUUCUUAUUAUAAUGGAGGAAGCAACAGACUGGCAAUCUUUGUUUAGUGACUGUAGCCCAGUGGCAGGCCUGUUAGAUUCUUGCUGGUCUCUGCCAGUAUCCCUGAUUUUGGGUAUUACCGAGUCCUGACUUUUUUUUGUAGGACAGAGUGAGCACUCCGAUCCAGGCACUGCCAUUAGCUUCUUUUAAAGGCUCCUUAUUCAGUCAGACAGCACUCAGACAGAGCUGCAGGGAUGCCCUCCUCCCUAUGGCUAUGAUAUCUGAUUAGGACUGGCUCUAGUGCAGGAGAUAUUCUCUGUGCAGGCCUUCCUCUCCUCUGACAGUGAGGCCUGGGCCCUAAAGUUUGAAAUACAUGUGAAGGGCUUUUGUUUGUAUUUUUACAAAAUGUAAACUUGAUUAUUUUAUUGCUAAUUUAAAAAUAAAUGACUUUAUAUUGAUUGCAGAACUGUUCUGGGUCUAUCUCCCUGCUUGGUGGUUUGGUGCCCUGGAAGAAAUGUGGUUCACUCUCUGAGAGCCUUUGCUCUGGUGGGAAAUAGGGAGACUUGGAAUGUUGUCCAGGAGGCAGAAAGGCCGACACACAGAUCCCUGUGGAUCUGACUUGAAUCUGUCAGCUGGAAACCUAUCUGUGAACACUGGGCUUUAAGCCAGAUCCAUCCCUUUCCUUUGGUGUACCUUUCCCUUUGUACCUCUUUGAUGUCUAGCUGUACCCACCUCCUUUUCGUCAGAAAUGUGUCUCUGCAGUGAUGUCGUUUCUCAUGCGCUUUUUCUUUCCUUGUCUGGAUGAGCAGAAGAAGAUCAUGAUUAUGAUCUGUUGCAUUAUUCUCACCAUCAUCUUGGCUUCUACCAUUGGGGGCGUAUUUGCCUGAAAAAGGUGAGCUGUUUGGGUCAGGCCUGCUGCCACGCACCUGACACUAGUAUUUGGGGUGCUUUUACUGGCUUGGGCACAGGACUAGAAGAAGGUUAGAGAAGACUGAGGAAAGGGAUGUUUCAGAGAGAAGUGUGUAAAGAUCAACUGAGAGCACGUAGACAAUGACAGAGUCAGGGAGACAAGGCAGCAGUAGGUCCCAUAAUUGGCUCUGGUAGCACAAUGCUUUGAACAGUGAGCAGUGUUCAUUUCUGCUAUAAAAUCUGAGCCUUGGUAUCUGGGGAUGGCAUGAGGAGUAAGAACUUUGGGCCCUGAACUCUUUGGAAGAGGAAUACAUAGUAACCCUGCAUUAAAUUCCCUUUCAAGAUUAGGACAGGCUAGUGCAGCCCCGAGAGCAGUCUCUUACCCUGCAGAGGUGGCGAUCCUGGCUGUGAGCACCAUGCUACAUAAUCUGUGCUUUUUUCAUUUUGUUUCUGCCUUCUGCCCUCACAGAUGAAUCCUCGACUGGUAUUUCUGGUCUUCCUCCCACCUCUGUGCUGCCGUCGUUUCUCCCCUGCAGACUCCUCAGCUAUGCCUCUUUUCAUUAGGAAACCUUUGGCACCAGUCUACUGCUUAUUAAAUAUCAUACAAAGGGGAACAAACCACGAAGAUGUGGGGUUGAAGGGGGGUAGGGAUGAACAACUGGGAGCAAGGCAAUAGCCAGCUGGUUUAAAUGGCCCUUAAAGGGCACAGUUACAGGGUAGAAAAGCAUAAUGGGUCCCUACUUAGGGCACAGCACCGAGAGCCUGUGUGUCAUCAUGACAUUGAAGAGGCAGGUACCAAAACACAGUUAAACAGGGUCUUACUUGAGCUGCUGUGGCCUACUUGAGACCAUGGUACUUGCUGCUUCUGCCUUUAAAGCUCAUUUAGGCCUCACCCUUAACCAACCAUUGUCUGCUUCCUUCUACAGGGUCCAACAGUAGUUUUCACAGCAAAGACUGUUUAACGAUAGGCACCGUAUCUGUCUUGAACACUGCCGUCUUCCCACUGCUUAGCACAGUGCCUAUCACUUUCAUGUGCUCAGAGAUCUCUUUAUAGUCAACUUUGAUGUCACUUGUGGAUGAGUCCUUGGGCUUGACCUUAAAAUUCUUUAAGGCAUGUCUGGGAACAUGGUUCAUUACUAGCAGAGGUUUAUGCAAAGACAUAAUACUGCCCCCAAACCCCUUUCUCACAUAUACUUUAAAACCACUUUAAAGUGGUUUUUCCUUGGGUGGUAAGUAGCAGUUGGGUUUCUAUGGUGGUGUAGCAUGCAAUCAAUGGCUUCUCAUUGGCAAAAAUGGCUGUUUCCAGGAUGGUGGUUCAUUAACUAAAUACAUCCCUCCAGAGAAAGACACAAGUUUAUACUAUGACUGAACUCCCCGCUGUCAGCCAGACCACUCUGUAACAAAUGGGUGAAGGCACAAGGGGAGGAGGGAGUGUGAGAUGCCUGCCUCAGCAGUCACCUGAUCUGCACUGUCGGCUAAAACUGCAGGCCAGGGACUUCGGCGCAAAAAACUGCUUCAAACAUGUCCCCAGUCCAAGGCUCCACUGUUUGGCUUUAAAGUUAAGCAUGUAAAUCAAUUCUAAGGAUAACUUUGUUUCUAAGAGGCGUACUAAAAAUACACUGCGAAUCAGUGUACAACCGUUGAGGACCAAAAAUAUGCCUUUGAAAGUAAACUAAAUAGUAUUGUCUUUGCUGGAGAUGUUACUUUUUAAGAAACAAGAUAAAAAUGUUUUUAUCAGUGUGCUGUUUUGUACCCACUUUCACAAGCAAGUUUAAUGUUUCUAUCAAUUUGUGUUUCCUUUAGUUUGAAUAGGGGAUAGAAAACUACUGCUGGCUAGCUUGGAAAAAUAGGUGUGGAAUCACUCGGGGCUGUCAUUCGUCCAGUGGUAAUUUGUGUGCUGCAGCUGCAGUAGAUCCUGCAGAGACA
Molecule: messenger RNA, 6628 nt
Organism: Nannospalax galili (Upper Galilee mountains blind mole rat)
Lineage: Eukaryota; Metazoa; Chordata; Mammalia; Rodentia; Spalacidae
Gene: Stx3
Product: syntaxin 3
Exons: 11
Coding region: 288-1157 (289 amino acids)
Biological process (GO): synaptic vesicle fusion to presynaptic active zone membrane; intracellular protein transport; exocytic insertion of neurotransmitter receptor to postsynaptic membrane
Cellular component (GO): plasma membrane; postsynapse; presynaptic active zone membrane
Molecular function (GO): SNAP receptor activity; SNARE binding
Source: RefSeq, a predicted model, not a curated record